Messenger RNA from Cydia pomonella (codling moth), 5248 nucleotides. Its product is annotated as reticulocalbin-2. The transcript has 8 exons. Gene Ontology annotation, cellular component: endoplasmic reticulum. Gene Ontology annotation, molecular function: calcium ion binding. Lineage: Eukaryota; Metazoa; Arthropoda; Insecta; Lepidoptera; Tortricidae. The record is from RefSeq and is a predicted model, not a curated record. The coding region runs from base 937 to 1920 and encodes 327 amino acids.
UUGUAGGGUAAAAAAAUAUUGCUUGCCAAAUUUUACAGUUCUAAGGUGGUUCUCGGUCAACGGGAAGUACCCUAUAAAUUUUGGUUCCCUUCAGAGUGUCGAACUUUUUUUGCGACAUAUAAUACUGCCGUAUCUUUUUUAAAGGUUAACUUAGACGUUUGAUUUUUUCAUAAUUUUAAAAGACUGUAGACUGCUGUAGACCCUGAGUAGGUAUAUGGUUUUAAUUUCAACUCGAUACUUCCACGCGUUCCCGAGAUAAAGGGUCUUGACCAAAGAGUAAAGUAAGUAUUUUGACAGAUAGACGGACGCCCGGACGGAUGGACGGACAGACUGGCUACAAAGUGAUCCUGAUUCUAUAAGGGUUCUGUUUUUUCUAUGCGACAACAUUACAUACGCUUUUAAAUUUACCGCUUUUUGCUAUUAACGGAAAUUACUUGCCAAAGUAAAACUGCUCAUUAAAACUAGAGAUGGAAAUCUGUCACAUUUUUAUUUACAAAACAUGCUUUUAUACUAGUGAAAAUUUCAUUACUAAACCCACACUCAAAAAAUAUUUUCAUGGUUAAUUAAAAAUUGAUAAUCGUGACUCUGCUAUGGCUAAUUAAAUAACUUUGAUAACAGAAAAUGGACUCGAAUUUACGGAAUCGAGUUUGAUGAGUUAAAUCGAGUCAUUAGGUUAGGUUCAUAACUGUCACGAUUCCCGAACGAAAGCUCAGAAGUCCCCUUUUUUUAUUGGAUUAAAGGUCUUGUAACCAGGCCAUAAAAUAUUAAAAAAAACUCCCAGCUGUCAAGCGGGCAGUCAACUCGUAUCUGUCAGCGGUUCUAUUAUUUUGCCUGAAUGACGACAGUCUAUUUUUGAAAAUAAACUAAAUAUAAUGCGAUUUGCAUAAUAAAGCCAUUGAGGUCUGAAUCAAAAAACCGGAUCGCGGGUGCGAUAAAAUGGCUUCGGCAUACGUCCUGUCGUUUAUGUUCGUACUGACGCAGUAUUUGCUGCUGAACUGUGCGUCGGCGGCCGUACACAACCACCAGGUGGAUACUCAAGAAAGGGAGAGCGAUGGUAGCUUCCGUGCGAGAGACUUCGAGCACUACGGGGACUCCGGGCAUAAUUCAGAGUUCGACCACGAAGCCAUUUUAGGGAGCGUGAAGGAAGCCGAGGAGUAUGACCAGCUAAGUCCUGAGGAGGCGAAGCGGCGGCUCGGCGACCUGCUACUGAAGAUGGACCUCAAUGGAGACAAAAUUAUUGAUCAGAUUGAGCUCAAACAGUGGAUCUUAAAUUCUUUCCGCAAGUUAUCCCGAGAAGAGACAGAGGAGAGGAUGAAAGAAGCCGAUGACAACCAUGAUGGUGUAGUCACAUGGACUGAAUACUUGUCGGAUGCCUUCGGAGUGGACUCCGAGGAGGAGAUUCUGCCUGAAGACACAGGGGAUACUGGCAUGUUGGUGCAGGAGGAAAAGCAGAUGUGGGCGGCGGCGGACGCCAACGGGGACGGGACAUUAGACAUCGACGAGUUUGAGGUAUUCACAAAUCCGGAGGAACACGAGAAGAUGCACGCGUUCCUGCUCGCGCAGACGAUGCGGGAAAAGGACAGCAACAACGACGGCAGCAUCAGCUUCGAGGAGUUCAUCGGAGACAGGGGUGGUCACGACAAGGCGUGGAUGUUGGCGGAACGCGACAAGUUCGACCACGAGCUCGACGCGGACCGCGACGGGAAACUCAACACGGAGGAGAUUCGUCGCUGGAUCAUACCCGAUAACGACGAAAUCGCGGUAGAAGAGGUGGAACAUCUCUUCGCAUCAGCCGAUGACAAUUCAGACGGACGUCUCAGCUUCACCGAGGUCCUCGACCACUAUCAGCAGUUCGUUGGCUCAGAAGCUACGGACUACGGCGACCAUCUCAUGGGCGACCACUUUGACGAUGAGUUGUAGGCGAGGUAUAUCUAACAAUUUUAACUCGUCAGGUGGCUACGGCCAUCAGAUAGGUGAAAACUUGACGGUGAAUUUUGGCGAGAUCUAUGUACCACCAUAAAGCCACUAUCAGCUGUUCCUUGGGUCAGAAGAUAUGGACUACGGCGACCAUCUCAAGGGCGACCAUUUCUAUGAUGAGCUCUAAGCGAGGUAUAUGUACCUACUUUAACGGAGCUACUCGAGAGGUUACUAACUACGACCAUCUCAUAGGUGACCAUUUUGACGUUGAACUUUAGCGAGAUCUGUUUACCACCUUAAACAUAACGACUAGCCCUUAUCAAGAAGCUACGGAUCGUGGCGACCAUCUUAAGGAAAUCAUUUUGAUGAGCUUUAGGCGAGGUAUAUGUACCAACUUUAAAGGGGCUACUCUACAUUGCAUUAUAAUAAGAUUUUUAAAAGGCGCCGGCAUAUAAUGAACAGCUCUCAACAAUGGGACACUAAAAUGGGGCCUACAUUAUAUACAAUUUUGGGGGUAUUUUAAAGAGAGUAGACGAAGCCAUCUAUUCUGCUUAGUUAAGCAUAGGUAAUAUUCAAAGCUACGUUUGAAGAGUUAUGUAAUAAAUAUUACAUACAGUUAAGAUUUAUACGUUUAUGUUAUUUAACUUUUUUUUUAUAUAAUUUGGGUGGGAAUGCUUAACUCAGCAAUAGUAGAUGAAAAUGAAUGAGCUCUACCUCAUGUGCCAUUUUAACCUAUUGACCGCCACAGUCGGCUCUGGCCGUCAUCGGAAAGUCUUGCCAAGGACGCCAACGUCGGCUACAGCCGACAGCUUCGCCAAUUGAAUAGGAAAUUUCGCGGAACUCCAUAAUAUUCAGUUUCGCUUAAAUAAUCGCGUGUGCCUGGCGUCCGGGGCGCGGCAUAUUCCUUCGCCGUCUGGCGUUCAAGAGGUUAAUAAAGGGCUGUGAGUGAGAUGGCCUUUUGCGACGUAACCACCAACUGCCAAGAGUCCUUUUAUGCGAAACGACACAUAUUACCAGUCGUUUCUGCGCAAAUAGUUAUUCUUAAAAGUGGUGAGUAACCAAAGUUUAUUCAGGCAAAUGGCUCAGAAAUAUCUACACGACUAUUGACAGAUGUGUACAUAUUUUUGAACAUUCGCCUGUGAAUGUAUUUUGCUAAUGGCACUAAGUCAGUCGGAGUUUGUACAUAAGUAGAAUAAUUCUAAAUAGGUAGGUGUAUAUUGUGAAGCAGUGUUCAUAAUGAUAUUGAAUGAAUUUUAUUUUAUUGGCUUGAUUUUAUUUACUUUGAUUCUUAAAUGAUUAAUUUGCGUUCAUAUUUUCUGUAUUUUAAUAUUUAUAAAUUAAUUCUAUGUACGUAAUAAAUAAUUUGAGACCAUAGUAGACAUAUAGACAGUAGUGAUAAGUUUUUGAAAUGUAAAGCAAUGAAUAAUAAAAAAAUAUUAUGUAACACAAUAAUAUAAACAACUACUAGCUACCUAAAUGGUGUCUUGUAGCACCUUGACUGCCAACAAAAUAAAUAAUUAUAUUUAUAUCUCGUUCACAUCGUAUUGUUACGUGUAUUUUGUGUUUUCACUAGUUCUCACAAAUGUUGUAUCCGUUAGAUGACUAGAGGGUCUUUCAUUAAUUACAUCACACAAAUUUCUAGGUUUUUUGACCCCUCCCCCCUCCUUGUCACAAUUGGUCACAUUUGGCAAACCCCUCCCCCCUGGUGUGACGUCACAUUUUUCGCAAUUUUGUUUUCAACAAAAUUGGCAAAUCGAAUUAGGUAUUAUUGAUAUUAUAUCAAAAUAUUUUCUAUAAAAGAAAUAUUAGUAAUUUUAUAACCCAAAACUGAUUCGGAAAUAAAACUUAAACGAAUAAAAACUAUUAUCGUUCCAAAAACUUUUAUUUAACUGUGCAGCAAACAAAACAAUUAAAUAAAUUUUCGAUUACUGAUGAAGUCAAAGUGACGUCACAAAGUUUGUGACUCCCCCUCCCCCUUGUCACAAUAUGUCACAUUUUCUUGACCCCCUCCCUCCCCCUAAACGUGUGAUGUAAUUAAUGGAUGAUCCCUAGUCAUAAUUACUUGUACAUAAUAUUACAGCAUAGACAAAAGAAUACUUUCAAGUGGGGUAAUUUCAGACAUAGGUAUAAAAAAAAAAAAAAAAAACAACAUAAUCUAGCUUACUUGGCUAGCGCGAUGACCCAAAAUGAGUCUUGGCCUCCAACACAAGAGCACGCCACUUUGCUCGGUCCAGAGCGGACUCGCGCCAGCUUUCGCUGAAGCCGAGCUCACGGAGAUCUGCCUCCACUCUACCCGCCCAACGAUAUCUAGGAUGACCAACAGGACGGCGUCCAGUUGGUCGACCUAAGUAAGUCCUCUUGACUGCCCGAUCGUCACCCAUCCUUUCGAGGUAGCCAAGCCAUCGGAGACGAUGUGCUUUGGUCUCACCUAUUAUAUUCAGCUCGGCUAUUCGUUCUUCUAUAAUGGCAUUAUUUCGUAACUGCAUUCUAGCAAGUUGAAAAAAAUUCCCUCCUAUAAAACUCCUUAAAUAAUAUUCUAUGAUUGCAACUGCUGUUAGCCACGUUCUUAUAACUGAGAAAUUUUCCUUGACCAAUGUUACCACCCCUGUCUCCAGUUACCCCACUUCACCGUCAUAGGGUCGAUACAGACGAACUGCAAUUUGUAUGGGAACUGCAACGACGGCAUUCCCAUACAAGUUGCAGUCGGGUUGCAGUCCAUUUGUACCGGCCCUUAGUACUUUGUUUUUGCGCAACAUCAGUUUUAAUUUACUUUGUAAGCAUUAUACUUUUAAUCCGGCUGCAAACGAAAAUAAUAACCAACUUUAAUGCCGACGCAUAAAGUUUAAAGUUGUUAAAACGUAACAUAACUCUAUAUUACCUAAUGUGGUGGGUGCCGAUAUGUCAAAUUUUCCAAUCAUAUCCCUGUUCAUCGAUCUUUAAGUAUGUAAUCUUGUAACACUGAAUUUCUCUAUUGUCCUAAACCCACCUCAUCAUUAAGAUGAUGUUCAUUUUGUAUGUAUCGUCUUAUGGAUUGAUAAUUAGAAUUUUAGUUUUUAGGACUAAUACCAAUUAUUUUUUAUGAAUAUGACAUUGACAUAAUAAUUUAAUUUUUAAAUAUAGAACCUUUAAACAAAUGACAUAUACUGUAGUUACGUCACACGCUAAGACUACAGUCCCAACACAUGUGUCGAAGUCUAGUCAAACGUCCCACAUUGUCGCUUACCAUAAGGACGAGAUUUGCUUGUUAUGGUUCCGUACCCAAAGGGUCAAACAGGACCCUAUUACUGAGACUUCGCUGUCCGUCCGUCUGUCACCAGGCUGUAUCUCAUGA